Messenger RNA from Aureobasidium melanogenum CBS 110374, 576 nucleotides. RefSeq names its product CS-domain-containing protein. Bases 1 to 576 code for a protein of 191 amino acids. The record is from RefSeq and is a predicted model, not a curated record. Gene Ontology annotation, biological process: protein folding. The transcript has 3 exons. Gene Ontology annotation, cellular component: cytoplasm. NCBI's taxonomy places the organism in Eukaryota, Fungi, Ascomycota, Dothideomycetes, Dothideales, Saccotheciaceae.
AUGUCGUCUUCACCAACUCCCUCAGAACGCGAAGCUGCCGACAAGGCUUCUGCUGCCCGUGAGGCCGAAGAACAGGCCAAGCUUCCCUACAAGUGGAUGCAGACCAUUCAGGAUGUAGACUUGACUGCUCAGGUUCCUGGAAACCUCAAGGCCCGCGACUUCGACAUCAAGAUCACAAAGGACCACCUGCGUGUCGCAAUCAAGGGCCAGGAUCCCAUCAUCGAUGGCGACCUCCCUCACCCCAUCUAUGUCGACGAAUCUACCUGGACCCUAGAAACCACCCCCUCAGGCAAGGAACUCGCUGUCCACCUCGACAAGGUCAACAAGAUGGAAUGGUGGGCCCACGUCGUCAAGAACGCUCCCAAGAUCGAUACCUCCAAGAUUGCCCCUGAGAACAGCAAGCUCAGCGACCUUGAUGGCAACACCAGAUCCAUGGUUGAGAAGAUGAUGUACGACCAGAAGCAGAAAGAGAUGGGUCUGCCCACUUCUGACGAGCAGAAGAAGCAAGAGAUGCUUGAAAAAUUCAUGGCCCAGCAUCCCGAGAUGGACUUCUCCCAAGCCAAGAUGUCGCCGUGA